AUGGAGUUUAUCAAGUUGCUUUUAGUAACUUGGACGUGUUUGUGGGGCGCGGGGCCCUGGGGCGGCUCCACCCACGCCCAUGGGGACGAGGUGGACCUCGGGGUUGGCUCUCGCCACGCUCAAAACCUGACAAUGCUCACUGACAUCAGUGAUGUUGACAGACUCAAGGAAAGAAGAGCAAUGGUCUCCUUUCUAAAAGUGCGAUGGCCGAACAAGGUAAUGCCAGUGGGAUUCGACCCUAUGUUUAGUGAGUCGUAUAAAGCGACGGUGUACCGUUCGAUGGACCUGCUCAACAACUUCACCUGUCUCCGCUUCCGCAAUGUCACAGAGCCGGAGAAUGAGCACUACCUUCAUAUCUUUGCAGGGAAGGCCUGCUCCGCCAUCAGGGGCUUUACGAGAAAUAAAAAGAAAUUCCAGAAGAUGAGCUUGGGGCGCGGCUGCAACGUCCGCGGCUUCGUCAUUCACGAACUGCUCCACGCCGCCGGCUUCCACCACCAGCAUGUGAGAGCAGACCGCAACGAUUACGUCACUAUUCACUGGAACAACAUACAAAAACAUGCGCACAUGGACUUUUCUCAAAAAGACGGGGAGCACGAUUACCUGUUGACCAUGGGUCUUCCCUACGACUUCAACAGUAUCAUGCACUAUUCGAAAAACGCCUUCGCCAUAGAUAACAAACAUCACCCCACCAUAGAGAUUAAGAAACACUUUCCUGGGAGGUUAGGACAGCACAAGGGUCUAUCCCGCACAGACAUAGCGAUGCUCAACCGUCUCUACGAGUGCUGGGAUCACUACCUGGGAGACGACAUCCCAGACGCCGUCGACUACAAAGAGUUCAACUCCAGGUACUUCAAGGAGAAGACCGACCAAGCCACGCCCGUCUCCGACGAAUUUAAAUUAUGGCUUCAUUAUAUGAGGUCGCUUCACCAGUGA
This is a messenger RNA of Procambarus clarkii (red swamp crayfish), 933 nucleotides long. RefSeq names its product seminal metalloprotease 1-like. Gene Ontology annotation, biological process: proteolysis. NCBI's taxonomy places the organism in Eukaryota, Metazoa, Arthropoda, Malacostraca, Decapoda, Cambaridae. Gene Ontology annotation, molecular function: metalloendopeptidase activity; zinc ion binding. The record is from RefSeq and is a predicted model, not a curated record.